Molecule: messenger RNA, 1053 nt
Organism: Onthophagus taurus
Lineage: Eukaryota; Metazoa; Arthropoda; Insecta; Coleoptera; Scarabaeidae
Product: required for meiotic nuclear division protein 1 homolog
Biological process (GO): positive regulation of mitochondrial translation
Source: RefSeq, a predicted model, not a curated record
AUGGUUCGCACAAGAUUCGUGAAUGGUUUACGAAUACUGAAUGCAUUGCCGGGUGUUAAAUUUCUUUUUGCGAAUCCGUUCCGUUUAACUGCAGAUAAAUCGACGUUUUACCACCCGCAAGAAUUGUUCGCGUUGCAAUUAAAACGUAAACCGAUACGAAUAAAACCCCCCGAAACUAAGUACAAAACCCCCGGAGUUUUCACCGUUCGUGCAUUCCCCACAGCCGAAGAAAUCAACCUGGAAGCUCUUUUACCAGUUCUUGAGGACGCGUUGUCGUUGAAAGCCGAACAUAUUCAACAAAGUUUGGAUGUUUUGAGAGCAGUGAAUGAGUCGACUCUUGGGUGUGAGUCUCAAGAGAUUUAUGUUUUUCGGGAAGGAGUUGUUGUGCUUUGGAACGUCCCUUCGAUAGCAAUUAACAAUAUUUUGGCAGAAGUACACAAAUUUGAACAUCAUCGUUACGCUAAUCACGUGGUUGAGCAGGACUCUGAAACAAUCGGAUACGUUUACAAUUACAAUCAAGAAGAUUACGUUGGAAUGACCGAAAAACAAGAAGUCAUGUUAUCACCCACAAACACUCAGUGGGAAAAAUACGUAACAUCCCACGUAUUAGCAGCCAACGUUAAAUUAACAGUUUGGGAGCGACAAUUAGAAAAAUAUAUAAGAGACGUAGAAUUUAUUACGGAAGAUUUAAAGUAUGGGAGGCAAAUUCGCAUGUCAGAACAUCGCGUUUUAAGGAAACACGGCGCAAUCUUUGCGUUACGACACGUAAUCAAUUUAAGUUCAGCGCUUUUAGAACCCCCUCAAAUGAUGAAUUAUACGAUCCGAUUAGACACCAUGUACAAGGAUUUAAACACUUUCUAUGCAAUGCAAAAACGGUUACGAUUUAUUAAAGAAAAAAUGAACCAUUGUCUCGAAUUAAUAUUGUUAUUAAGCGCUUAUUUAAAAGACAAACACCGAUUGAGACUAGAAUGGCUGGUUAUCGGAUUGAUUCUCAUCGAAUUAUGUUUCGAAACGUUUUAUUGUGUCGAUAGAUUUUUUCCUAUUUUUAAGUAA